Messenger RNA from Coregonus clupeaformis (lake whitefish), 2974 nucleotides. Its product is annotated as prestin-like. Gene Ontology annotation, cellular component: membrane. The record is from RefSeq and is a predicted model, not a curated record. Gene Ontology annotation, molecular function: bicarbonate transmembrane transporter activity; chloride transmembrane transporter activity; oxalate transmembrane transporter activity. The coding region runs from base 274 to 2517 and encodes 747 amino acids. NCBI's taxonomy places the organism in Eukaryota, Metazoa, Chordata, Actinopteri, Salmoniformes, Salmonidae. Gene Ontology annotation, biological process: transmembrane transport. The transcript has 18 exons.
UCUUCCCCGGGUCGAUUAUGCGGCUGUCGACGGUUGUUAAAGUGCAUUACUGGCGUUAAACUGUAACCAGAGCCUAGAUGCGCGGUCAGUUUGUAUAAUUGAAUCAGAGUGUGACAUCCUAGGCUGAGGUCGGAAGCAGAGCAGCGGGAGGAAGCAGGACCUGUGAAAAAGGGACAGCGAACCAAACAGAGAGUGAGAGAGAAAGCGAGUAAGAACCUACUUAAGCUAGGAUCCGCCCCCUUUAUCUGACAUGCCCAGCUUCUGGUCUGUGUUAUGGAACAACAUGUAACGCCCUCCGAGGAUGCGCCCCCACCGCUGAUGUACCGUGUGGAACGGCCUGUGUACGAUGAGGCCUACCUCCACACCCAGCUCCUGCACCCGAGAGAGAGGAGCCCCAAGACAAUCCGGCAGAGACUGGCACAGCAGCUCCACUGCUCAUCAGAGAGGGCCAAAGCCAUUGCUCUGAGCUUCCUGCCCAUUCUAACAUGGCUGCCGUCCUACCCUGUCAAGGAGUACCUGUUUGGGGACCUGGUCUCAGGCCUCAGCACGGGGGUCAUGCAGCUACCUCAAGGUCUUGCCUAUGCCAUGCUGGCUGCCGUACCUCCUGUGUAUGGCCUGUACUCUUCCUUCUACCCUGUCCUGCUCUACACCUUCUUUGGGACCUCCAGACACAUAUCUAUAGGCACGUUUGCGGUGAUCAGCCUGAUGAUUGGAGGAGUGGUGGUGAGGGAGGCCCCUGACUCCAUGUUCACCAUCCAGGCCCUGAACGGCACCACCACCAACGCCACCGCCUUGAUCGACACGGGGGCCCGCGAUGCCAGGAGGGUCCACAUAGCCGCAGUCCUCACCACCCUGGUGGGAAUCAUACAGCUGGUCCUGGGCUUGUUGCGGUUUGGCUUUGUGGCCAUCUACCUCACGGAGCCCCUGGUACGCGGAUUCACCACGGCCGCGGCCGUCCACGUCUUCAUCUCUCAGCUUAAAUACCUGCUGGGCAUCCAGACCCCGCGCUUCAGUGGGCCCCUGUCCGCUCUUCACAGUGUUACGGCGGUGUUCAGUAACAUCACCAGCGCCAACGUGACCACGUUGAUUGUGGGCGUGGUCUGCAUCGUGGUCCUCUACAGCGUGAAGGUCCUCAACGAGCGCUUCAAGAAGAAGCUGCCUGUGCCCAUCCCUGGAGAGAUCAUCGUGGUCAUCGUCUCUACAGGGAUCUCCUAUGGCCUCAGUCUGUCAGAGAACUACCAAGUGGACGUGGUCAGGACAAUUCCAACCGGGCUGCUUCCACCUGAAAUCCCAGACUUCUCUCUGUUGCCCAACUUGGUAAUGGAUUCUAUCGCCAUAGCGGUGGUGGGCUUCUCCAUGGGAAUCUCUCUGGCCAAGAUCUUUGCUCUGAAACACGGCUACAGUGUGGAUGGUAACCAGGAGCUGAUUGCCAUGGGCCUGUGUAACUUUGUCAGCUCCUUCUUUCAAACCUUCGCCAUCACCUGCUCCAUGUCCCGCAGUCUGGUGCAGGAGAGCACUGGGGGCAAUACGCAGAUCGCGGGUCUGUUGGGGUCUAUGGUGGUCUUGCUGGUGGUGGUGGCCAUUGGUUUUGUGUUCCAGCCUCUGCCACAGACCGCGCUGGCUGCCAUCAUCAUGGUUAACCUGCUGGGGAUGUUUAAACAAUUCAGGGACAUCCCUGCCCUGUGGAGGACCAGCAAGAUCGAGCUGGCUAUCUGGGUGGUAGCCUUUGUGGCCUCUGUGCUGUUGGGCCUUGAUCUUGGACUUCUGGUGGCCUUAGGAUUUGCCAUCCUGAGCGUCAUCUAUAGAACACAGAGCCCAGAGAGUAUCAUCCUGGGACAGGUCCUGGACACAGGGCUGUACUGUGACGUGGAUGAAUAUGAAAAGGCAGCUGAAUGCACGGGGAUUAAGAUUUUCCACUCAAACUCUUCAAUCUACUUUGCAAACAGUGACCUUUAUUUGAACACCCUCAAAGAGAAGACAGGAGUGGACCCCGUACAUCUCCAGGCUAUACGGAAAGCCCGAAGAAGAAAACUGAAGAAGGAGUGCGCAGAGAGGGAAAGCCAAAACCACAAGUCACCACAAAAAAAGAGUGCCGUCGUCAAACUGGAUGUGGAGCUGGGCGUCACUCACGAGGUGGUGGCAGGGGGCGGCUCCCAGAACCACUUGGAGGUGCAGGGGAAUGGGCAGGUGGCCGAGACCCACACAGAGUCAGACUCUGAGGAGACCCGGUUCCUAGAGCCCCUCUGUCCUGUCCACACCCUCAUUCUGGACUGGACCCCCGUUAACUUCAUCGACUCUGUGGGAGCCAAAGCCAUCAAAUUGGUGAUCAAGGAGUAUGCAGCUGUGGAUGUGUGUGUUUUCAUCGCCGGCUGCAGCAGAACUCUGCUGGCUGAACUCCGCACCCUGCAGUUUUUUACCGGGGUCGUGACCCCAGAAAUGGUCUUCCCCACCAUCCACGACGCCGUACUGCACUGUCAGCGCCGGACUGCCCCGCCCACCAUCCCUGCCAUCCAAUGACAUCGUCCGACAGGGGACAUCAAGGGGGAGGGGACAUGGGAUCACAUGCACCUAAGGCUGCUCUAAAGCUGUGUUCACAUUGGCAGUUUUAAAAAAAUGGUGCAUAUCCGAUUCAAAUCUUAUUUUUCCUGCAGUCUGAAAAGCCAAAAAGCACAUGGAAUCUGAUAUUUCAAGCCACAUUUCAAACCACCUUCUUAGGUGGUUUGAAGUCUGAUACAAAUCUGAAUCCUGGCCAUGUCUGAACGGUCAAAUCUGAUGUAUUUGCCCUAAAGUGGUUUUUAGACUUAUUUGGCAUAUCUUGUUGCUUGAAAAGCUACUCUGACAAGAACAUGUGGGAGCUAACUAGCUUGUUAAUAGUUUACAAUUAUUUAGAUUUUGAACAGUCAAAGCAACUGGGAAACGUCCAUGGCAGGAGUUGUCACCUUAGCUUGCUACAUAACUUCUGCAUGAUAGGAAG